GCUCGCUGUCUGCUCUCUCCAUGUGCCGCCUGCUCACACAGACACGAAUCCGCUUACUGAGCGUCCAAAUUAAACAGGGACCUCCGCGUUUCACUUGAUUAUUCUCGGCUGUCUUCACCCCGCUGACAUCGACCGGAAAGUGCAACGGCAAACCCCCACGGCUCUGUUCGCGUUUUUGUAAACGUUAAAAUCCUCGCUUUGCUUGUUUUCUUUCUUCUUUUUAUUUCUCAGCCCUGGAAGUAUUCUUUUUCAACACAAGGACGUGUUUCUGUAGCCUCGCGGAGAAGAUCCCACAUCGACUUUAGACAUGUGUGUGAGACAGGACUGUCAAUUUAAGAGACUGUUGGCGGUUUUGGUUCUCGCUGCUGCCGUGGCCACAAUCCACGCACAAGGUCCAAAGGAAAGUAAUGGCAUCAGUAGGAGGACACUUGACCCUGACAGGGACUCGCCAACAAUGGACACAGAGAGCGAGAUCCACAUUGUCAGCACUGCCUCGCCGAUGAACGUCCCCAACCACCAGCCUGUCCUUAAGGGCCUGCUGCUGCAUGAGCACCUACUCACAAGGGACUUUCAGAGCGACCAGCAAUAUUUUAGAAAAGAUGGCUCUGUGGCAGCAUAUUCAACCAUGCCCGGCUCUGUGUCUGCUGGAGACCCUGUGACUCAACUGGUGCCCCAUGAGGAAGCCCCGGCCUUCUCAGACAUUGCCACUACUGCCACUGUGGCUGCCACCUCCCCAUUGACCACAUAUUCUCCCACGACGCCAGGGCCACCAAUGUUUCUUUCUCAAAAGGAGUCCUCAAGGGAAAAGACAAAGGAGCAAGAACAGAUUCAGCCAACGAUGGACUCUCUUACCACCCAAGUGACUCUACUUAAUAGAGGUUCAGGCGAUGGAAAAAAUCCAGUAAAAACCAGCUCUGAUCAUCCACACCUGGAACGGAUUUCAGUAUCGGAAGACAAAGUUUCCACCAGGGUGUCAACAACCGUUAUUACAACUACCACCAUCACCACCAUGCAAACAACAGAGCCGUGCAGUCUGAAUUUUACUGACCCUGAGGGUAACAUCGAAAUCCUGCAGCAGCUUGACUCUGGAGUGGAGUGUAACUACUUGGUUACUGUCUACCUGGGAUAUGGCAUUGAAGUUCAGGUGCUUAACGUGAGUGUGAUGGAAUGGGAGAAGGUGACAGUGGAGGACACGGGUGGCCGAGAACCCUUCAUCCUCGCUAAUGAGUCGGUGUUGUUGAGGGGCCUCGUAUUACGCAGCUGGAGCAACCAGAUCUCCAUCCGAUUUCGUAGUGAGCAGCAACAAAACCCUGGAUUCCUCCACCUGCACUACCAAGCCUUUGUGCUUAGCUGUUCAUUCCCCAAAGAACCAGCCGGUGGAGAAGUUUCAGUGACUCACCUCCACGCCGGCGGAGAAGCGUACUUCAGCUGCUUCACUGGCUACAAGUUACAAGGCCCCAAGAUGCUCACCUGUCGCAAUGCAACCACACCUUACUGGAGCGGAAAGGAGCCUCGAUGUGUGGCAUCCUGUGGGGGGAUGAUAAAAAAUGCCACCUAUGGGCGCAUCGUCUCCCCUGGUUUCCCUGGCAACUACAGCAACAAUUUGACAUGCCACUGGGUCCUGGAGGCCCCUGAAGGCCACCGGCUUCACGUUCACUUUGAGAAGGUGGCUCUGGCGGAAGACGAUGACAGGCUGCUGAUAAAGGAUGGCAACAACAUAGACUCUCCCCCUGUGUACGACUCUUAUGAGGUGGAAUAUUUGCCCAACGAAGGCGUGCUCAGUACUGGGCGAUAUCUCUUCGUGGAGUUCACCACGGACGGGACAAUGACCUCCACCGGUGCAGCCAUCCGAUAUGAAGCUUUUGCAAAAGGAAUGUGCUACGAGCCGUUCGUGAAGUACGGCAACUUCAGCAGCAGUGACUCCACUUACGGCAUGGGGGCGGUGGUUGAAUUCUCCUGCGACCCCGGCUACACGCUGGAGCAAGGCUCUGUGGUGAUUGAGUGUGUGGACGCUCAAAAUGCCCAGUGGAAUGAGACCGAGCCGGCCUGUAGGGCUGUGUGCAGCGGGGAGAUCACAGACUCUGCUGGUGUGGUGUUGUCUCCUAAUUGGCCCGAGGCCUACGACAAGGGACAGGACUGCAUCUGGGGCAUCCAUGUGGAAGAGGACAAGAGGAUCAUGCUUGACAUCCAAGUUCUCCAUAUCGGCAAGAACGACCUGCUGACCUUCUACGACGGCGAUGACCUGACAGCGAACAUUUUGGGCCAGUACAGCGGCACACGGCCACACUUCAAGCUCUACACCUCCAUGGCUGAUGUCACCAUUCAGUUUCAGUCAGAUCCUGCCACUAACAUCUAUGGCUACAACAACGGCUUUGUGGUCCACUUCUUUGAGGUUCCCAGGAACGACACCUGCUCAGAGCUGCCAGAGAUCACAAAUGGCUGGAAGAGCACAUCCCACCCUGAUCUCAUCCAUGGCACCGUCAUCACCUACCAGUGCUACCCGGGGUACGAGCUUGUGGGCUCUGAGAUCCUCAUGUGUCAGUGGGACCUCUCAUGGAGCGGUGAUGUGCCAAGAUGCCAGGAAGUGAUGACAUGUCAGGACCCUGGAAAUGUGGAGCACAGUCAUAAGGUGAUAACAGGAAGUCGCUUUGCCGUUGGGUCAUCUGUGCAGUUUAUCUGUAAUAAAGGAUACAUCAUGUCCGGCAGCAGCCUUCUCACCUGCUACAACAGAGAUUCAGCAACACCCAAGUGGAACGAGAGGCUGCCCAAGUGUGUCCCUGAAAAGUAUGAGCCUUGCAGGAACCCUGGGGCUGCCUCCACCAGCGUGCAGAGCUCAGAAAAGGCCUUUUACCAAGCAGGAGAGACACUGACCUUCUCCUGCCACUCGGGCUACGAGCUACAGGGUGAGGCCACCAUCUACUGCAUCCCCGGACACCCAUCCCAGUGGAACAGCACUCCCCCCGCCUGCAGAGCAUCCACGAACCCAACUGUGAAUGAACGAAGGCUAGAUGUUGUUAACAUGGAUUACGGUAUGGAGGGAACCAACAUCGCCCUUGCAGUUUUCAUCCCAACAGCAAUCGUCUUGGUGGUUGUCCUCAGUAUUUAUGUCUACUUUGCAAAACUCCAAGGAAAGUCUAUCAGAAUGCCAACAUCUUCACCACCGUACGACAACAUGACAGAAGAGUCGGCUUUCGAUAACCCUAUUUACGAGAGCGGAGUAAGUAGAGAUGUCAUGAGCAUGCAAGACGUGGAUUCACAGAACACCAGUGUGCUGUCCUGAUCCUUUCCCAUCUGGCUGUCAUCAUGUCGUCAUCUCAUCUUUCACCAGCAGAGGGCACCCUCUGCCUCAUCUUUCAUCACCAGUCAUCAGUAAGAGCUCUUAAAGGCCUAACUGAUGAUGUUGCUCAUAAAAAACUAUGACGAAAGGACACUUUCCCUCACAUGAUUAUGAUGUAAGAUAUAAUUUUGCACCCUGAAUAUCCAUAAUUCAUCCACCAUGAGGACUAAGAGGGAUCUGUUUGAUGGGCAGAACUUUCCCAUUGUGGUCAUCUCUCACCUAUGUCUGUCAAGCUGUAAGCUGCAAUCACACAAACUGUGCAAAAUCAUUUAUUUUAUUUUAAAAGUGCAAAUUCCUUUGACCUUAAAACAAUAUAUCUGCAACUAUAGCCAAAGUGAAUAGUCAAUAUAUCAGAAAUAAGUUCCUAUUAUUUCUUCUUUUCAUGAACUGGUGUCAUUUGUGACUGAAUCAUCCCAUCGUUUAUUUUCCUGCCCCUUAAGCAUUGGCAGUCCAAUUCUAGAAAUUAAACCCUGUCAGUCCCACUUUGAUGCACUACUGAACAACAAUAAGGUGAGAUUAUGUUCUGAUGCUUAGAGCACAUCUGACUCUCCCCCAUCAGCCCAGUCCACCAUAAAGACUCACCACCUCUCCCAAUUUCACACCUGAUAUACAGAGAUUUCAUUGGCCCCAGGUAGUUUAAAAAAUUACCAAAUAAUUCUGCACCUUCUUCUAAUUCCUCUCCAUAAGGCCUGCACACAAUGAGAAAAAAAAUGCAAUGUUCGAUUACAUUGUUCAAUAUUGGGAUAUUGAUAUGCAAAAAGAAAAUCAAAUUUGAAAAGUGCAUAUUAGCUCAAAGUCACAGUUUCUAUUGUAUGUCUAGCUUCUGUUUUACAUGUCUGACACAAUACCUGUGUUUCCAAAAUGUCCCUCCAGAAUCUGAAUAAUAAUUAUCUAGCUUGAAUUUAAUCUAAAUGCAUUAAAAUCAUGCGAUUGUGAAAGCAUAGUCAUUUCACCCAGACCGCACUCCAAUAGUUAAAAGUUACUCAUGCUGAGUGAGACACAUUUAUUACCAACCUAAAAAAAACAUUUAUCUUUUAUUGCAGUUAAUUCCCACUAAAACUAUGUGCUUUUUCUAAAUACUGAUAUUGGGAUAACCAUGGAAAUGCUAUUUAUUAUGAAGUCCUUCUCCAUAGCUUUCACAUUUCAAAAUCUUUUCUUAAAAAAAACUAUGACAGAUUAGUUUUAAGCCUAAGAAGCUUUAAGUUACAUAUUCCAUGUUUUUUCUCCCUUUCCUUGUGCAUCGUUCAACAUUUUGAUCAUCUUGUUGAUGUCUAUCAUUUGUAACAUCACAGCUGUAUCUAAUUGUCUCAUCUAUGUCACAUGCAUACUAACAAUGUUCUGUCAUUAGAGUAAAGAUGUCUUUAAAGCAUGUUGUAGCACCACUUAUCAAUAUUCUUAACAAUUGGUUAUUAUAGCUAUUGUUGUAGUACUCGACAUCGGCCGUGGUCUCAAGACCGGUCUCCAGACCGGUCUCCAGACCACUUUUUGAAGGUCUCGGUCUCUUCUCUGAAUCUCGGACUGGGACUGGUCUGACUCCGGAUUUUAAAUCAAGACCGGUCAAGACCCCCACUGAUUGAAAACAGUGCUUUAUAAAAGAACAAAUAACUUCAAAUUAUAUGUAGUCUGAUUUGUAUCCCCCGGGGUUAUGGCCUCAACCUUCCCAGUGUUACGAUCUAAGUGAGUGACACGCCCAAUGCACACAAGUUGAUGAUUUUUCAGUGAUAUUUUUGGUCUUGUCUCGGUCUCGACUAGAGUGGUCUUGACAGCAACACUAAUUAUAGCACUGUGCUGUAUGUUUCCUUAUCUCAGGUUAAAAUGUGCAAUCAUGACUGAUAAACAGUAUUUUUCAGAUGCGUUUUCUAUCUAACCCCAAAGAGGUAAUUUACUAUGAGUGAAAUGAAUGAACGAUCUUAUCAAAGAUAAAUUAUAUUUAUGUUUAGAAAAUGAUAAUGUUUGUUUUAAUGUAUGUCUGUACGUUCAUACAACAUCAAACUGAUU
Molecule: messenger RNA, 5335 nt
Organism: Labrus bergylta (ballan wrasse)
Lineage: Eukaryota; Metazoa; Chordata; Actinopteri; Labriformes; Labridae
Product: seizure protein 6 homolog
Biological process (GO): regulation of protein kinase C signaling; regulation of dendrite development; synapse maturation
Cellular component (GO): dendritic spine; neuronal cell body; dendritic shaft
Source: RefSeq, a predicted model, not a curated record